AGUAGCUGCAGCCUAUGGAAGCUCAAGCAUGGUUGCUUCCGGGUGGAACCUUCCGUCCGUCGACGGUUUAACCUGGUUCAAAAAGCGGGCCAGAGGAACGACCACUAAUUAUUUGGCGCACCGGAGGAGACUCCGCGUUCCGAGAUAAGGCGGCCUGCGAAAAAGGUUCGUCGUCGUCGCAGUGCCCCUUGCGGGACCCGCAUGCCUUCCAGCCCAUCCUGACCGUCCGUUUCCUGUGCUCGUUUUGGGAGGAUUCAAGCGUGGAAAAUAUGAUGGAUCGACAACUCUGACAGCGCUGACGAGGACAGAGAGCGAAGAACAGAAAACCCGAGGCCACCAACGGCCUCGCCUUCUCCCUCGUGAUAGAUUGAUAAAUAGACUCUUCCCAGAGCUCCGCCGCCGCCGUCGCCGUCGCAUCGUCUCCGUGGAACCGGAAAUGGGCGCUCCUGUCACGGUAUCAUACCAGCCCACAUAGCUUGCACCCCAUCGAUUCCUUGAGCUGUCGGUGCACGCAAAAGGUGGUAAUGGAGAGAGAGGCAGGAGAAAAGGAGGAGAAGGUCCACGUAGGAGACGCGGAAGCUAAACCAGAUGGGGAUCACAAGAAAGAAGUCGACGGAGGAGGAAAAGGAGCAGGGGCGGUCGUGGUGGCGGUCGAUGCAGCUCAGAGCGAGACGAGGGCCUCCAGGUUGCAGACCCAGCAUCCGGUAUCCAUCCAGGUCGUGCCCCGUGGCGCCGCCACUCCGGCCACCCCCGCCGACGCCUACCAACCCACACUGACCCCGUCGCAGGUGGGUUUGGCGUCGCUGAAUUCCAGAGCGUACACCAAUAGGAUAUCCCUCCUCCUCUUCGUCCUCCACCUGCUGGUGGCCGCCGCCGCCGUAUGCUUCUUCUGCUUCAAGGGCGUCGAAGGAGUCCUCGAUUUCAACUCGGAAAAGGCUCGGAAGGAGCGCCACGUGCUCAAGUUCUGGCUCCCGCCCAUCGAGGGCGCCUCCGUCCUCAGCAUCAUCCUCGCCUUCGCGUGGCAGAAGGCCAUCCGGUCAUGGCCCUCCGUGAUGGUCUCCUUUAUCCUCUGGGCCUGCUUCUUCUCUACCAUGGCCGCCGGCAUCCUGCUCCUCUGUUUCUCCCUCCCGGCGACGGACGGUCUCGGCGUCGCCCUCAUCGCCUUCUCGAUUGGCGCCGGUCUGUACGCGUGCUGGGUCACCCGCCGCAUCCCCUUCGCUGGAAAGGUCUUCGCCCUCGCCCUCCGGCCGGCGACCAAGUUCCCAGAUCUCAAUGGUCCGGCCUAUCUCAUGAUGGGCGUAGGCUUCCUUUGGAUCUCGGCUUGGUGCUUUGCAGUGAUCGGAGCGCUCAACUUCUACUAUCCACCGCUGACCAUCCUCCUUUUGGUGCUGAGCCUUGCUUGGACAGCGGAGGUGAUGCGCAAUGUAGCCAAUUUGACAGUGAGUCGGGUUAUUGCCCUGUACUACCUCAGGGGGAUGCAGUCCAAUACUCAGUUCAGCUUCCAGCGAGCCACCACCAUUAAUCUCGGCAGCGCUUGCCUCGGGUCGCUCUUCGUGCCCUCCAUCGAGGCGCUACGCAUCAUUGCCCGCGGCCUCAACUUGCUGGAGGGAGAGGAUGAGUUCUUGUUCUCGUGUGCGCACUGCUGUCUUCGGGUCAUGGAGUCCAUCUUCCGCUACGGCAACAGCUGGGCAUUCGUCCAUAUAGCGGCGUACGGGAGGGGGUUCGUGGCGGCGUCGCAGAGCACAUGGGGGCUGUUCGAGAGGCACAAGAUGGAGGAGCUGGUGGACUCGGACAUCACCAGUGCCGUGUGCUUCUUGACGGGGGUCACCAGCGGCGCCCUCUCCCUCAUCUUCGCUGCUUCCUGGACCUUCUCCUCCCACAAGCACUACACGGCCACCGUCUCCCUCCUCGCCUUCUUCGUGGGCUAUCUCAUGACGAGGAUCGGCAUGGCGUUGCCGCAUGCGUGCGUCGCGUGCUACUUCGUUUGCUACGCCGAGAACCCGAGCCCGAGGCUGUUCGACGACACCAUCCCUGCCCGGCUCAACCAGAUCCGGUCCGACAGUGAGGGGUUCGUGCCGACGCCACGGUUCCCCCGGCGUCACCCUACAACCUAAACGACGGAGGCGGCUCUGCCUUCAAUCGCACUCCACCGCCGCCGGCUCCUCUGCGGUUAGUCGCAGUAAGACUUCAACCGUGGUGGGUGGGC
Messenger RNA from Musa acuminata subsp. malaccensis (wild Malaysian banana), 2206 nucleotides. Lineage: Eukaryota; Viridiplantae; Streptophyta; Magnoliopsida; Zingiberales; Musaceae. The record is from RefSeq and is a predicted model, not a curated record.